AUGGCCAAGAGCCGUGGAGAGCCAUCCCGCGGCGCCCGAGAGGGAGCUCAGAGGUGCUCUCUUGCUCUGCCUCUCGAAGCCACUCCAUUGCCUCCUCCACAUCCUGGUGAGUUCGCACGGAAUCUUCUGUGGAAACGUGGGCUCAUGGUCACGGACCGGAAGAUCGCCCUUGCCCGUCUGCGCCGGCGCGUCACGCAGAGGGAGAACUGCUUCCCUCUUGGCCGCCUCGCAGAGCAGCAGGACCUCACAUGCGAACGUGGAAGGGGGAUUUGUUCGGCGACAAAGGAGCUGCCAGCCAUACUGAAGGAGUGGAAGGUUCUCAGACGUCAGCGAGGGGCAGCAACCCCAUAUGCACGUGAGCUCCGCAACUGCCAAGAAGGCAUUGAGGAGUUCCUGUCCGAUGCUACUGCGGCCAUGGCUCGGCUGCUGCAGCGCUCGCCGGCAAAGCUCCGUGAGCGUGUGCGCACAGCAGUUCAACGGGACUGGCAGGUGAUGCGGCCGCAACACCAGCUGCUUUUCUUGGCCACCGCGGCUCAACGUGUGCUAGUUCGCACCGAGCGUGUCAGCAUGGAGUGCGCCGUUUGCGAGACGCUCCAAAGCCGGUCCAGGCAAGUCUCUGAGCCUUUGUCGGGACUCCGACAGCUGUUGCAGAGGGCACCUGCCUCCAGCGAGCUGUACGGUGAAGGACCUGAUUCCACCUUCCGCCAUCCCUUCGUGAAGGAGCUGCUUUUGCGGGCACAGGCCAGGGUCUCUUGGGAGCCCUGGGUGAUCUGCGUGCGCAGCUACGCCAGGCCAAAGAGCCUGAUGUCGCAAACCAUGAAUGUUUUGCGAAGUUCCGGGUUGCUCGAAUACCGGGAGCGAAUUCACGUGUUCGUUUCACAUGAAGACCCGGACUUCCUCUCGGGGUGCUAUGAGGAAGUCUUGGGACCGCUACAUGACAGGAUCAUCGUGGGCAUCAAGGGCGCCGACCUGCAGGUCCGCUUCAUCGAGGAGUGCUUUUUGCCGGGCCAGCAUGUGGUGGUGAUGGACGACAACUUGCUUCGCUUCGUCCGCCACGAGGCCGGCGAGGAGUUCCCGGGGGACCUCGUUGCGACGAUUCAGGCGGCCGCCGAGGCGAUGCAGCGCUUCCGAGCUCACCUCUGGGGCAUCUCUCCGACCAGCAACAAGCAAUUCCUCAAGGAGGCCCCCGAGAUUAGCACUGCUCUGGGUCUGGUGUACGGGGCCUUGUUCGGCUUUCGAGUCCUGCACGAUCCGGAUCUCUACACCCGUUUCGGCCAGGUGAAGGAUGAUUUGGAGCGUUCUCUACGCUACUGGCAUCGUGAUGGUGUUGUCGUGAGAUUCCGACGAAUGUACUGCACGAAAGCCCAAAGACCUGGUGUCUAUGGGAGCAGGAAGGGUGGCAUCUCUGCCAGCAUCGGCGAGAAUGGACACAAGCAGCAGGGCGACUUCGCGCUUGCACGGCUGUCCGAAGGCUUCUCUCAGUACAUCCGCUUGCCGAAUCCAGACAUCGAUCAGAAGAGGGACCCAACCACAGGAGACUUUCUUACCUUCUCUAGCAAGAAGCCCUGUUGGAAGGCUGGAUCUCAUGUGGCAGACUGUGGUGUGGUUUUCAUGCGGAAGAAAAGCUCAAAAAGUACCACGAUCCCCUGCGGGCCGUGGGCCUUGGCUCCGAUAGGCAGCAAGCUGCUCACGGGCUUUUGCUGCAGAGCCUGUCGCGGAGAAUCUGGCAGCCCGUGCCACUGCAUCGACCCUGUCGAAGAGGAAGCGCGACAGCUCUUCUUCCUGGAGGGUUUGGAGGGAGCCCGGGCAGUUGCGAGGCUCCCGGCUCUGGGGAGCCUAGAGGAGCGCGCCCUGCGAGCGCUAGAGCACGAGUGGCGCCGGCUUCCUUGCCGGCAGAGGGCCGAUAUGAAGGCACUGGCAGCACGAGAGUUGGAGCAGAAGCAGUGGUGCCCCUGCCAGGACUCUCGGAGAGGUUCGUCUCGUUGUCCUUCAACUUCCCACGAGCCUAGGCCUUCACCAUCAGAGCACGUUGCACUCCGACAACGCAAGCGAGCGCGAAGCAGCGAAUUGCCAGAAUCCGCCAGAGACAAAAAAGGGACCUGUGACGGCACGCCCACCGUGCUUUCUUUGCACAGCUUGGCUUCGCAGGAGAAAGAGGGCCUGAAGUGGCUAGACGACAUGCAAGACAACAGGAAGCUGCAGAAGGAGAUCAGCAUGGCUGACUUCUUGGCAGCCUUGCACUUAUGCGAGGCCUGUGACGAGUCAUUGCUUCGAGUGUUUACGUUGCUGGUGGAGAUGCACGAUAAGAACGGUUUCGUUCUCGACACGCCGCUGGAGUCUCACGAAGGCGAAGGACAGGAGGGCGUGUCCUGGCUGUGCGACCGGUUCGGGGAGGACGUGUGGGAAGCCCUGGAGCGCCAUGCAGACUCCUGGCUCCUUCCUGCGACUCAGAGUGCGGCUACAUGCCCAGCAUUCCGAAGGUGCAGCUCCGCGGUGCUGCGUCUGGGAAGUUUGCUUCGGAGAGGGAGCCAACAGAAACCAGAAGUCGAUGGCCUGGUGAAGAGCCAGUGGGUGCGGCCGAUUCUGGAGGCUUUGGACUCUCCGAGCCCAGCAGCGAUGGUGAAGCUGCGGGAGACUCCCGACCUUGGCGCCUUCACGGCUGAUGCUUUCAGGCAUCUUGGCAUUACCGUCAGCGACGCUGACGGCUGGUCUGCGGAGGCAGCGCGGCAGCUACGUCGGCAGGCCAUGCUGGACAAAUGGUCUCAGUGGUCAGGCUCCGCACAAGGUCCGGGCAGCCUAGCCUGGUUGGCUUAUGACUUGACGGAUCAGACGGGCAGCCUAUGCUCCAACGGUGAAGUGCAUCGGCGCCGCCUCGAGCCCGCUGACACGGAUGCUUUGCAACCCCUGGAAAAGGGUGCCGCCGUUCACGCGGAGCGGGCCGCCUUGUUGGCCUUGGCGGAGCGCUUGCUUCGACGGACUCCAGGACAGGGAGGCUGCGAGGUGUCCGGAGUGGUGCUGCUUUACAGCUCAUCCCCUCCUGGAACUGCCAGCAUCUUCACUGCCAAGGAGUUCUUGCGGCUCUUCCCGUGGGUCGAGCUGCGGGUAGCCUUCGGAGAUGCCAUGGACCUCGGUCCGAGCCUCCCUGUCACGAAGAUUGGCACGGAAACAGGGUCGAGCAAAGUGCACGCUGCAGAGGCUAAAAAUGGCAAAGCUGCUACGAAUGGCCACGCUCCAAACGGCGUGCAGGCCGCGGCGCGAAGUGCCUAA
Messenger RNA from Symbiodinium sp. CCMP2592, 3267 nucleotides. The record is from the annotation of a GenBank genome assembly. Lineage: Eukaryota; Dinophyceae; Suessiales; Symbiodiniaceae.